AUGCGCAACUUCUUGGAUGGAAAAGUAUUACUUUGGUUUUUGUUCAGUUUAAAACUGAUUGUGUUUGUUUCAACUGCCGUAGCUUACUUUUUACUGGACUCUGAACUUGUUGUUGAUCAUGAACAUUGGAGUGUAAGGUUUUUGUUGAUAAAGAAAAUGCAAAGUAAAGUAUUAUAUUGCAGUGUACAGUAGGGUAGGGUAGAAUAAGGUAAGACAUGGUAGGGUAAGGUAAGAUAAGGUGGAAUAGGGUAAUAUAUGGUAGGGCAUGAUGAAGCAAAGUCGAGUAAUUUACAAUAAAGUAGGAAUAGGUAAGGUAGAGUAAGAUAAGGUAGGGUAGUUUUAAGCUUGCAGCGAAUGUUGUUCUAACUUUUUUUAAGUAAGGGUGGUAAGGGUUGUUUUAAAAAAUCAAAAAUAGAGUAUUUCACGGUUUUUUUAGAUUUUUUAAAAAUAACAUAGCAAUGUUUUUAAAAAAUUAUUUUAGCAUGUUUUCAUAUUUGUCAUGCAAACCUUGUUAUUAUAUGGAAUUGGCAAAUCAUGCCAAAAUUCAUUGAAAAAUGCCCUAAUUUCUUUAUUUCCUCCAUCAAAGGUCGUUCAACUAUACUUUAUUACUUGUAAGUUAGCCAGAACAACAUGCUUUAAUUAAGGCAUUGCCAAUGACAGACUUUGUCAUCUUUGAUAACUUUUAAUACAAGGUAAAAUGUCAUGUUUUCAGACCUGUUAUGUGUCAUAACAAUAGCUUUGUUCACCUUAUACUAUCCAGAAUAUUUUCCUGAAGUAAAACGUCUAGAUGUUUGGUGUAUAUUAACAUCAGCGUUUUUUAUAAACAAAAUCAUGGAUUGCUUUGCAAGGAAAUGGCAGGUAGGCUUUGCUUUAUAUGUAUAAUGUUCUAAACAGAAGCGGCUAACGGAGAACUAGCAAAAAUAUUGGGUGUGACUAGGUAGGGAAGAGAAUAAGGCUAAAAAGAGGAUUGCACCAAAAUACCUCUUGAGUUGUAUAACGAGACAUAUAUGGGAUAAUAGGGCAUGAAAAGUAGCAAAUAUAAUGGCUAUAAAAAUGUAUUGUAAAAAAGUGCUUGAAACACAAUGCCAAAUUUGCCAAAUUGGCGGGAAACCGAAAUAAUCCAAAUUUAAAAUUCAAAAACGCGAGUUCAAAUUUUUCAUGGAUACUAUUGGUAAUACAAAGAACCUAUAUAAAAAUUUUUAGCUUAGCUAAUUCUGAGGCAAGAUACUUUUCCUGUGCUGUUUUUAAAAAUGGCUUUUUUGGUAACUUUAUACCUUCUUUCUUCCUUUAUAAGUCUCGUUUUAAAACCCUAGGAAUACUUAGUGCAACCCACUUGUAAGCUAACUAGAGCACAAGACUAGAACAGGUAAAUAUUUUAUUUUUUGUUUAUUAACCCUAAAUUUUCAGUUUAAACGCUUCAAAGCCUACCUCAAACUCCAAAACAGUUUUGCUAACGUGGAAAUAACCGAAGAAUUUUCUUAUCUCAACUACAAUUAUUUGUUUUCCAAAAAAACUAACACUUCUCGGUAUAACAACAAUAAUGUCACCAAAAACUUGUUGAUAUACGAAUACGUUCGGCUUCGACGCUACGCCAACCUAUUUCAACGUAUGAGUGUUACAUCACAUUUGUCAGCCAAAUUGCUGGUCCACAAUGAUUUAAUCAGCGAGGUUAACAAUCACAUGAACAUGUUCUUGGUCAAAGACAAAUCAUUGAAACAGUUUGACUCACUGGCCGAUUAUCAGCUUCUUGACGCAUAUUACACAGUUUAA
Molecule: messenger RNA, 1770 nt
Organism: Bursaphelenchus okinawaensis
Lineage: Eukaryota; Metazoa; Nematoda; Chromadorea; Rhabditida; Aphelenchoididae
Source: the annotation of a GenBank genome assembly